Messenger RNA from Macadamia integrifolia, 5582 nucleotides. Its product is annotated as periodic tryptophan protein 2. NCBI's taxonomy places the organism in Eukaryota, Viridiplantae, Streptophyta, Magnoliopsida, Proteales, Proteaceae. The record is from RefSeq and is a predicted model, not a curated record. Gene Ontology annotation, molecular function: protein binding. Gene Ontology annotation, cellular component: Pwp2p-containing subcomplex of 90S preribosome; small-subunit processome. The coding region runs from base 2638 to 5337 and encodes 899 amino acids. Gene Ontology annotation, biological process: maturation of SSU-rRNA from tricistronic rRNA transcript (SSU-rRNA, 5.8S rRNA, LSU-rRNA); ribosomal small subunit assembly. The transcript is spliced from 9 exons.
CUCUCUCUCUCUCUCCCUCUCUCUCUCUCUCAGGGUUCAUUUUUAGGGAAGAUUUCGAAAACAAGGGCGAGAGAGGGGACAGUUGCAGGAGUACCUUGGUAUGGAUUCUAGGGGUGUUUCUGGGAAGGGAAGUAACUAGGUUAUGGGUUAAAUAUUUAGUGUGUAUUAGGUGUGUGAUUUCCUUCCUUUACGGCUUAUAUUUCAUUCACUAACAACUCUUAGGAGGAUUGCUGACUGCUCUAAUACCAGUGAUUGGUUCGUCACAGCCAAUUCGUAAUGUUACCGGAUCCAAUCCGACCAUGCUACAUUGCAGAAUUGGGGAAGGGGCAAAGUAGAAAGAAAGGUUUGUUGGACUUUAGGUCCCAUUACUUUUAUCUUCCUGAGAAUGUGCUCCAUUAAACUAGUCCACUACUCCACCAUAAUCAAAUCAGUUGCAGAUUUUGGGUUUUUCCAACAGAAAAUUCUUGGGGGGUAAGAUCAAUCUAAUGGGUAUUUGGAAUCUUCUUGUUCUGUUUGUCUCAAGAUAAAGCCAAGCAAUGGAACACUAGUGCUAGCAAAAUGACAAUUCUGUUUCUGUAUAUUCUAUUUCCUUCAGCUUUACUGUUACAUUUGUUUCAGAACAAGAAAUUCAUUCAAACCCAUUAGAAAUCAUGUAUUGUAUUAUAAAGAUUACAGGACAAGAAGAUCUGAUAAGCUGUACAUGGGCUCUGGGAAACUUGCUCCAAGUAAAAUUACAGUAAUAGAUAAUAAGCUCUGCAGGAUUUUUCAAGACAUUAACUUGAAGCACAGCUCUGAUGAAACUUACAAAAACAUCUCCUACUGUACAAAUUUUAUGGAAAUUGUAGAAUUAAGCUUCCAUUCUUUCCUGUUCUUAGUGGGUUUCUUUUGUCAGUGCCGAAAUAAUGAGAAAAACCAUGACCAGAAGCUUUUCUUCCUCCUACUGUACAUGUGUCCCUUCUGCAUGAAGAACUCUUAACUUUGAGAGGAACCUGAAAGAUUCAGGUAGGACUCUUAUCUGGUUGUUACUUAUAUCCAGUUCUUCAAGCAUUUCAAGAUCUCCAAUUGAGCUUGGUAGAGCUGAAAGAUCCGCAAAAUUAUUCCCGACAUUCAAUUUCACAAGACAAGUUGCAGAACACAAGUUCUCAGGUAAAUUUGAAACUUCAUUGAAGCUGAUGUCAAGGUCCUUCAACCUGGAAAGAUUACCAAUAGUGGUAGGUAACCCUGUGAUUCUGUUAUAGUGCAAUGUAAGGAUCUCCAAGAAUUCAAGCUUUCCAAUUGCUUCUGGAAGUGCUUUUAGUUUGUAGUAGUAUUCAUACCAAAAUUCUUACUUUAUUUGCAAUGGAACCUGGAAUUUUGUAGUAUUCAUACCAAAAUUCUAUGUUAUGAUAUUGUAACCUUUAUUUUUAUUUUUUAUUUUUUUUAACCAUGAUACCAUAUUUCAUAUCUAUGUUAUGGUAUUGUAACCUUUAUUUUUUUAUUUUUUAAACCAUGAAACCAUGUAUUUUGAUAUCAAUUUCAUUUCAAUAUGGUCAUUAAUGGCGUUUGUGUAAAUGUUGAAAUGAAAAAAAUGUGCCAGGGAAUAGUUCUUACCAAACGCCAUUUCACUCUAGAUUUAUCCCCAGAAUGGUUUCGAAACAAGUUUACCAAAUGCUCAAACAGAGUAAAAAAAUCAUCUUUUAAUGAGGUAAUACAAAUAGAUGAUUUUGCCAAAGAACGGCAUUCUCAGAACGGAAUCGUUACCAAACGGGCUCUAAGUGCCCGAGAAAAAAAUCCUCUCCUUAUUCCUUGACAAAACUAUCUUCUCUUACCCUAACCCUUUCCUUCUUCUCCUUACCCUAACCCUCUCUCUUCCUCCUUUGAAUCUCUUCAAAUGAAUCAAACCAAGUAACCGGAAAUACCAGAUAGGAUGGGGCUUUGCAGCGGCUAAGCUAAGAAUCGGAGAGCGGCGUUCUUCGUUCUAGUUUGACGCUUCAAAGUUCAAACCAAAGAGCAGAGUUCUUCGUUGGAUUUGGUUCAAACUUCAAAGAGGGAUACGAAUCAGCGUUCUCCUUAGCCUUACCCUCUUUCUCUCCGUCAUAUUGUUUGAUUUUCAGGUUGGGUUUUCUCUUUCUCUCUCUUUUCCUGUUCUCCUUUUGGGCAUUAUUUAGUAAGAAUCUUUGGACUGCUCUCUUGGCAAGUAAUCUUUUAUGCGGCUUUUGCCGAUUUCCGACCAACUCAUGAAGAAAGCGAUGAUGCUCUUUUGUGAUUCUAGUUUCCUAGUCGGUGUCGGUAUUGGAAAUUUGAAGAAUCUCUCUUGUGACGGCUAAUUUCAUUGGCAGACUACUGUUGGAAAGGUAUUGCACUUGAAGUAGUUCAUGCAUUAUCUUUUGAUAAUCAUGCUCUAGAAAAGUGAUCCUGAGGUGGGAGUGUUUUUCUUUGAUCUCGCUAUGCAAAAGCGAUCCUGCACGCUACUGAUUGUUUAUGUAGGGUAUCUAUAAUCCAUAUGUCUGUCACUUGAAGAAAUGGCUGUUGACCUCUGGGACAAGCAAUGGCAUUUUAGACUUCUAAGCCUGUCUUUGCCACGAAGGUGGACUUGACAGAGUACAGUGUAUCCUAUUUGAAAGAGCACACAGAGUGAUUGGAACAAUAAAAUAAGCCAUGAAUUUCCGAUUUCAGAACCUUCUGGGUGCUCCUUAUAGAGGUGGAAAUGCUGUCAUUUCCGGUAACAGUCUCCUCAUCUCUCCUGUGGGAAACCGUGUCUCUGUCACCGACCUUAUAAAAUCGGAAACUGUAACUCUGCCAUGCGAGAGCUCCUCCAACAUCUCCCGGAUCGCUGUCUCUCCUGAUGGAAACUUUCUCCUAACACUAGACGAAAACAAUAGAUGUCAAUUCAUCAAUCUUCAUCGUCGAGUAGUACUUCAUCGCAUGUCGUUUAAGAAGCCUGUCUCGACAAUCAAAUUUAGCCCUGAUGGAGCCUUAAUUGCUAUCGGUGUUGGGAAAUUGCUCCAGAUAUGGAGGUCUCCUGGUUUUCGGAAGGAAUUCUUUCCGUUUCAGUUGAUUCGAACUUUUGCUGAUUGUGAUGCUUCUGUCACUGCCUUGGAUUGGAGCCCGGAUUCUAACUAUGUUCUUGCCGGUUCGAAGGAUUUGACAGUGAGACUGUUCUGCUUGAAAAGAUUGGGUGGGUUUAAUAAGCCAUUUUUGUUUCUAGGGCAUAGGGAUAAUGUUGUAGGUGCCUUUUUCUGCAUGGACAAGAAGUUGAAUAAGGUUUCUAGGGUUUAUACGAUUUCACGUGACUGCUCGGUUUUCAGUUGGACUUAUAGCAGCAGUGAAGGUAGAACUGAUGGUUUGAAUGGGGAAUUUUCAGAUCCUCCUUCUCCCGGCACUCCAGAAUGGAGAGCUUCUGCUGAAGCCGAUGCUAAAGGAGAUGUGAAUGGUUUUGAUAAUGAUAAUGUUAAGAAAGGAAAGGCUUUCGAUGGCAGUGCUGAUAAUUUGGAUGAAGAACAUGAAUUUUCUCUUCAUGGAGGAAAGUGGGAGUUGUCUAGAAAGGACAAUUGUAUGCAGGCACCGGCAAAAUUGACAGCUUGUGACUAUCACCGUGCUCUUGAUAUUGUUGUAGUGGGGUUCUCGAAUGGUGUUUUUGGGCUCUAUCAGAUGCCUGAUUUUGUUUGCAUUCACUUGCUUUCUAUAUCAAGGGAGAAGAUCUCAACUGCAAUUUUUAAUGAGCUUGGUAACUGGUUAACAUUUGGCUGUGCAAAACUAGGGCAGUUGCUCGUGUGGGAGUGGCGGUCAGAGAGUUAUAUCUUGAAACAACAAGGGCAUUACUUUGAUGUGAAUUGUCUGGCAUAUUCGUCUGACUCACAACUCUUGGCUACUGGAGCUGAUGAUAACAAAAUCAAGGUGUGGACAGUUUCAUCAGGUUCUUGUUUUGUGACAUUCUCUGAGCACACUAAUGCUGUCACUGCACUCCACUUUAUGGCUGGCAAUCAUUGUUUACUGAGUGCAUCUCUGGAUGGCACUGUUCGUGCCUGGGACAUGUUCCGCUAUCGGAACUUUAGGACAUUUACUACUCCAUCUCCUAGGCAGUUUGUUUCUUUGGCUUCAGAUCAGAGUGGUGAAGUAAUUUGUGCUGGAACUCUGGAUUCAUUUGAGAUUUUUGUUUGGUCAAUGAAGACUGGCCGUUUGUUGGAUGUUCUUAGUGGUCAUGAAGGACCUGUCCAUGGUUUGAUGUUUUCUCCUACAAGUGCAAUCCUAGCUUCAUCUUCGUGGGACAAAAGUGUUCGAUUGUGGGAUGUUUUUGAAGGAAAAGGUGCUGUCGAGACAUUUCCUCACACACAUGAUGUUCUUACAGUAGUUUAUCGCCCAGAUGGAAAGCAGUUAGCUAGCAGCACAUUAGAUGGUCAAAUCCACUUCUGGGAUCCAAUAGAUGGUGUUCUAAUGUUCACAAUUGAGGGCCGAAGGGACAUCGCUGGUGGACGUCUCAUGACUGAUCGAAGAUCUGCAGCAAACUCAAGUUUGGGAAAGUAUUUCACAACCUUAUGUUAUUCUGCUGAUGGGAGUUACAUUUUAGCUGGCGGGAGCAGCAAAUACAUUUGUAUGUAUGAUGUUGCAGAUCAGGUCCUGCUGCGUAGGUUUCGGAUAACCCACAAUCUCUCUUUGGAUGGAGUUUUAGACUAUUUAAACUCCAAGAAGAUGACUGAAGCUGGUCCAUUAGAUUUGAUCGAUGAUGACAAUAGUGAUGUAGAGGAAGGCAUUGAUAAGCAAACCCGAGGGAAGAUGGGUUAUGACUUGCCUGGGUCCAUGCCGAACCGUGGAAGGCCUGUAGUUCGGACAAAAUGCUUGAGGAUAGCACCAACUGGCAGGUGUUGGGCAGCUGCAACAACAGAGGGAGUUUUGGUGUAUUCAAUAGACGAAUCCUUUAUAUUUGACCCCACUGAUCUUGACAUGGAUGUUACACCUGAGGCAGUUGAUGAUGCUCUAGCUGAGGAUCAACCUCAAAGGGCACUAUUGCUCAGCCUCCGUCUGAAUGAAGACACACUAAUAAAAAAAUGCAUUGUUGCUGUAAAGCCAGUGGAUAUAAAAGCUGUUGCUUUAUCAAUCCCCUUCAAAUAUUUGCCGAGGCUAAUUGAGGCAUUUGCAGAUCUUCUAGAAAGCUGUCCACAUUUGGAGUUCAUUCUUAGAUGGUGUGAGGAGCUGUGCAAAGUUCAUGGUCACUCUAUUCAACAGAAUUCCAUAAGCCUAAUUCCGGCUUUAAGAUCCUUACAGAAGUCCAUUACAAGAUUGCAUCAAGAUCUGGCAGACACUUGCUCCUCAAACGAGUAUUUGCUUCGAUAUUUAUGCUUGACAGGAAGCAAAAAUUGACAAAUUCUUAUGGAAGAGCACGCUAACAAAACCCCAUAGAGCAUUAACUGGAUGAAUUGGCACCAGGUGGCAUUCAAAUGCAUUCAAAUUUUGUUGAAAUUUAGGGGCAUAACUUAGGCACCGUUUGACAACGUUUCGUUUCUACGUUUUCUUGUUUCCAGAAACGGAUAAACAACAGAAAAAGUGCUUGAUAAAGUUGUUUCAUUUCACCCAUUUCUAGAAAUGUAAAUCAAAAUUUAUGCUUA